Molecule: messenger RNA, 549 nt
Organism: Colletotrichum destructivum
Lineage: Eukaryota; Fungi; Ascomycota; Sordariomycetes; Glomerellales; Glomerellaceae
Exons: 1
Coding region: 1-549 (182 amino acids)
Source: RefSeq, a predicted model, not a curated record
AUGGAACUAUUACUAGUCAAUGACCAGGACUGGGAUGAAGUCAGGAUCGGGAUCAGCAAGGCGCUUUAUACGACGUGUCUGAGUUCCGUCAGCAAUCAAGGUUCUUUUGCUAGGGCAUGCCAGGCCUCUCACAUGCUCGGAAAAGUGAUUCGUCAUACCGCGGCCAGAAACGAAUCCGGGCUUAAUGCCGAUCUGACAACUGAGGCCUUCGGUCUCCGCAGCGCUUUGACGGCCUUGCAUCAGGCUGUUGUAGAAGAAACGAACACCCGGCAGUUGGUUGCAUCUCGUGAUGCCAAGGGCAUGAUCGCUCUGUCGAUAUGCUGUUCUACCCGUUUUCUUUUAUAUCAUCAGUACUGCUGCAACGAUUUGUCUCGCACAGCGGUUCCUGAACCCUCUGCACGGGACACAGAGUUUCAGCAGGUCGCCUUGACCUCGAUUCCAGGACUCAUCAUAUCUACAAUGCCUUUUAUAUUGCGCGCUGAACCAAAAAGUUCCGUUAACAGCGCAGAGCCUGUACUACGCAGCAACCUAAUGCGCAUGGUAUGUUAG